Molecule: messenger RNA, 234 nt
Organism: Triticum turgidum subsp. durum (durum wheat)
Lineage: Eukaryota; Viridiplantae; Streptophyta; Magnoliopsida; Poales; Poaceae
Source: the annotation of a GenBank genome assembly
AUGCAGAUCUUCGUGAAGACCCUCACCGGCAAGACUAUCACCCUCGAGGUGGAGUCCUCUGACACCAUUGACAAUGUUAAGGCAAAGAUCCAGGACAAGGAGGGCAUCCCGCCAGACCAGCAGCGCCUGAUCUUCGCUGGCAAGCAGCUCGAGGACGGCCGCACGCUCACCGAUUACAACAUUCAGAAGGAGUCCACUCUGCACUUGGUGCUCCGCCUCCGUGGUGGCCAGUGA